UUUCCAAUUUUUAUAAAAGAAGAGAAAAGAAAAAAUAUUUAUACUCAUAAAACGUGCAUAAAACGCCCAAUGAUUCAUAUGUUGACAGCUGACAGCUGUCAAAUUUAACAGUUGUCAAAUAAAUCCCGUUUUCUAUGAAAUAGUUCUUUUAAAUAAAUUUGGGGUAAAAUUUUGACUUUAACUUAAUUUAACAUCAAAAUGGCUGAUCCAAAAUAUGCUGACUUACCAGGAAUCGCUCACGAUGAACCUGAUGUUUAUGAGGCAAAUGAGUUGCCAGAAUCAGAGCAGAUUGCCGACUUUUACGAGGAAGAAAACGAACCUAUUGAAAAAAUCCAUAUUUCAGUCGGCGAUGCUUACAACAAGUUCAAAGGCAAAUUUCUUAAUGCUUCUAACGUUGAUUUCUCUUCAAGAGUAGGUAAGAAAAUUCGCAUUGGAUAUGACGCUACCAGUGGUGAUUGGGAAUUGGUUGGACCAGGAGAUAAAGAAACUUCGGUUCAAAAGUACCAUAGGCUGCAGUGCGAGAUGAAGGAGUUACUAGAGGAGAUUAGUGAAGCACAGAAAAACAAGAACGGGGAGGAAAUGAACUGUUUGGUCUCAACUCAGCAGGUAGAACAUUCCCUUAAAACGUUGGCCGAUUUAAAGUUGGAGGAAGAGUUGGGCGAAGAGAUUAUUUCUAAGAUAUCUGAUCCUCAAGGCGCUCAAAUUAAAAAACUGAUGUCUCAAAUACAACAAUAUAAAGAUGCUAUCAAAGAAAAACCUGAAUCCCAAGUAGAAUCCGAUGAUUCGGGUAUAAUUUAUCAGUUCACUUACAAACCAGAACAUGCCAGUUUGGCCCAAACAACUAGGAUAGCAGAAUUAGAGACCAGACUCCACAAAUUAGAAUCUGUACUUGGAACUUCAUCUGAUAAAUUGUCAAGAUUAACAGCAGCCGUGACAAAAGGAAGUCUGUUGGAGACAGCUGAAUACUUAAGUGCGACGGCUAGUCUCUUGGACUCUUCUCAAUUGGAUCACAUCGAGGGGCGACUUGGUGCUCUUGCGCAGAAACUAGAGGGCAUUACUGAGAAAAAAAAGCAGCUACAACAAGAUGAAGAGAAAGAUAAAAUGAUCUUGGAAUUAUAUGAAUUGGUAAAAAAUAGUGAAAACAUAUCAAAGUUAUUGCCUCAAACAAUAGCAAGGCUUAAGGCUCUGGAGGCACUACAUAAUAGAGCUACGGACUUUGCGAAAACUCUGACACAGAUUGAAGUGGUGCAGUCAGAAAUAGCAGGAAGUGUGGACAACAAUAAAACGCUUCUGCAAGGAGUCCAACAGAGUUUCGCUAUGAAUCUGAAUGAGAUCAACUCGACAGUUCUUAGCCUUGAUUCGAGGAUCAAAGCUUUAAAGAACAAAUAAUUUUUAGCAUUCUCCAAUUUAGGUGCAUUCUUCAUAUUAUUUAUUAAUAGGAAAAUAUUUAACUGUAUUUUUUUUAUAUGCUUAUUCUAAUUAUUAAUAUUA
Molecule: messenger RNA, 1491 nt
Organism: Anoplophora glabripennis (Asian longhorned beetle)
Lineage: Eukaryota; Metazoa; Arthropoda; Insecta; Coleoptera; Cerambycidae
Gene: DCTN2-p50
Product: dynactin subunit 2
Exons: 6
Coding region: 199-1389 (396 amino acids)
Biological process (GO): mitotic spindle organization
Cellular component (GO): dynactin complex; cytoplasm; centrosome
Source: RefSeq, a predicted model, not a curated record